GAACAGGUCCUCUGCUCAUGCGGAAGAGGAAACGCCUUGUACUUUCCGUGAACUACGGUGUCUCGGAAGGGGCUGGGGCUCCCUCGAAUGGCGGUGCGAAAGCAGAGUGGCUUGAGUCAGCUCCCUGGCAGGUUUUAUUGAAGAAACAGAGAUUCAUCCCAUUUCUAAGAUUAAUAUUUACAAUUUGGAUUUGUCGACCUUCUUGUAAGAUAUAUUUGGCAAUCAAAAUGAAAGCUUUCUUUGAAGUUUUAGAACAAUUAUACAGGAAAGUACUUCUUGGAGCCACACUUGAAAAUGACAGCCGUGAUUACAUCUUUUAUCUCAACCCAGCAUUUUCAGAUCAAGAUUGCUCUACAACCACCUCCUCAGACUGCUCAAACAUCCUUGAUCUUCAGGGCAAGCAUCAGCCAUCCUCUGUCAAUUUGGCUACCCCUUCUGUAGCACCUGUGUGUUUGCAGAGACAUUUUCAGAUGAGCAGUACCCGAGAAAUAAUGCUCCUUCAGUUAACAGUGAUCAGAGUGAUGAUAACCAGAAUAUUAUCUGCCGAAACUGAAUUGCAUGCAAAGGAGAAAUAUAGAGAUAUAAUUAAAAUUCUUUUAAAAUCAUCUGACAUCGAUUCUAAACUAACCUGUAUGUUCCAAAACUCGGAUAAAUUGUUAUCUCACAUGGCUGCAAAGUGCCUUGCACUACUUCUGUAUUUCCAAUUGAAGGAAAAGAUAACAUUGAGUAAUUCCUGGAUUUCUUUUUGCCAAAAAAAUCUUUCUGAACAUUCUGAAAGUGAUAAAGUAGUAUACUGCCUCUGGAUGCUUACCUUUGUAAUAAAAGAAAUCUUUAAAGAUACAUGUUCACAAAAAACAGAAAUUCUAAAGCAGUUCCUGACUCCUUUUGACACUAUUUUUGAAGUCUUUUACAAUUCCUUAUUUUCUCAGCAUUUUGAAAACAACCAAGAUACUUCUAAACUAAUAAACAGCUUGAUAUGUUUCCUGGAAUUGCUUGAACUUCUUAUAGCCUCCAGAAUCCACCUGAAGUUACAUUUCACUUGCCAGAGGAUGUUAUUUUUGAAACCUUCUUGUGUGUUCGACGUUAUUACCUGGCCUAUUCAGGCUUUUGUCAAAAGGAAAUUCAUCAUAUUCAUCAAAAAGUGCCUUCUCUGCAAAGUGGGUGAAGACCUUUGUCGGGGAUCUGUCCCUACCUUCAUGGCACCAGAUCAUCCUUUAGAUGUGGACCUGUUGGCUUUGGCUGAUGCUGUUCUGCAAGCUGUGGAUUUGGGCUUGUUGAGGACACUGUCUGUCUAUGGAAAACCCUCCUGCUUUGGAGGCGAUGAAGUCCAACCUGGAUGUGAGUGUGUCCCUGGUCCAGAUCAUGUGAUCCUUAGAGCAGCGAGCUUACUUAUCAUUAGAUCCUUAGAAAUCAAGUUUCAAAAUGGUGCUUCAGCAAAUGAAAUGAAAGUUGAUUUACAGAGGUUCAUGUCUGAGUUACUGACCUUCUUAAAGCCUCACCUUCAGCCGUCUCUGCAAUCACACAAUCUUUGUGAGUGGUUGUCUAGGGUCUUCAUAGAACAAGACGAUGACAUGCUGGAGGCUGCCAAAACAGCAAUGGGCAUCUACCUGAAGUUGACCAGAGAAUGUGAAGCUACUGAAAGCUUGACCCAAGAAAAAGAAAUGUGGAACCAUCACACACAUGAAAAUGGCUAUAAUCCACACUGUAUUUUUUUAUUCUUAUUAAAAAAUAUAGGAUUUGACUCUACAGUUCUUCUUGAUUUUUUGAUUUCAUCAGAAACCUGUUUUCUUGAGUAUUUUGUUAGGUAUUUAAAAUUAUUGCAAAAAGACUGGGAUAAUUUUUUCACCAUUUGCAAGUACUUUGAUAUAACUGAAUCUAAAGAUAACGUAAAUAUUUGUUGUUGUAUCUCCUCACUUGUCCAAGACAGAAGCAGCAACCAAACAGAACCUAGGCCUUUGGCUGUUCUUGGUAAUCACAGAGAUGUUCAUGCUUGGGUCUCUUGGGCUUCUGAAGCUUCUUCUGAACCACUGAACCAUGCUGUGAUGUCUGAGGAGGCCCAGGCCACACUCCAGGCUAAUAGUCUGCCUCCCCCACGAACUUCUCAAAGUCUGGUAGAUUAUGAAACCUCUGAUGAUUCUGAAGAAGAAUCCACAGACCAGCGUUUAGCAAACAGUAGACUAACAUCUUUACACCAAGAAGCAAUGAAGAAAAUUCAGGACACAAUUGGAACAAGCAGGGAUAAAAAAGAACUUAGCCUGGAGUCUCAGUCAAGGUCUCUGGUUCCCAAAGAAUCUAAUACUCCCUUCUCUGUUGAUUGUCACAUAGGCCCAAAUAACAUUGCUUCUAAAGUGGGAAUAUCUUACAGAACAGUAAAGUGCUUUGAAGAGCUACAAGGUGCCAUUUAUCGUUUGCAGAAGAAAAAUCUGUUCCCAUAUAAUCCAACAGCACUUUUGAAGUUGUUAAAACAUAUUGAGACAAUAUAUAAUAGAAGUAUGACUCCUUUGUAAAACAGGAACUGGUUUUCCCUAAUAUAAUUGUGCCUUAAUGAGAUAACAGUAAAAAAAAAAAAAAAAAACUUCAAAAGGGUUUUCUAACAUGCUUUUCCUUUGCCUUUUGGAAGCUGCCUAGUGACUGAAAAAGAUAUAUCAAAUGAUAAGUCACUUGAUACAAGUACAGUGCUCAAAAUUUAUGGUAGUUCACCUUACACAAAUUUGGGAUAGUUAUUGUAUUAGUUUCUUAUUGCUGCUGUAAAAAUUACCACAAACUUGGUGGCUUAAAACAACAGAGAUUUAUCCUUUCACAGUUCUGGAGGCUAGAAGUUCAAAAUCAAGAUGGCUACAGGGCCACACUUUCUCUCAAGGCUCUAGGGGAGAAUCCUUCCCUGCCUCUUCCUAGCUUCUGGCCAUUGCUGGCAAUCCUUGGUACUCCUGGACUUGUAGCUGCAUCACUCCAGUCUCUUUCUCUGUUGUCACAUGACAUUUUCCCUGUGUGUCUAUCUGUAUCCAGUUUCCCUCUUGUAAGGACACCAGUCACUGAGUUACGGCCCACUCUGAUCCAGUGUGACCGCAUCUUAGCUUAAUUAUAUCAGCAAGUACCCUGUCUCCAACAAAUAAGGUCACAUGCACAGGUUCUGGGUAGAUGUGAAUUUUGGGAGGGACGCUGUUUAAGCCAGUAUGGUUAUUAUUUCUCCCUGAGGUAUUUACAUGUAAUGUGAUAUGUAAAAAACUUAAAUCUUGGGCUUCCCUGGUGGCGCAGUGGUUGAGAGUCCGCCUGCCGAUGCAGGGGACACGGGUUCGUGCCCCGAUCCCGGAAGAUCCCACAUGCCGCGGAGCGGCUGGGCCCGCGAGCCAUGGCCGCGGAGCCUGUGUGUCCGGAGCCUGUGCUCCGCAACGGGAGAGGCCACAGCAGUGAGAGGCCCGCGUACAGCAAAAAA
Molecule: messenger RNA, 3433 nt
Organism: Mesoplodon densirostris (Blainville's beaked whale)
Lineage: Eukaryota; Metazoa; Chordata; Mammalia; Artiodactyla; Ziphiidae
Gene: LINS1
Product: lines homolog 1
Exons: 7
Coding region: 18-2507 (829 amino acids)
Source: RefSeq, a predicted model, not a curated record